Messenger RNA from Esox lucius (northern pike), 2092 nucleotides. Its product is annotated as myocilin. Gene Ontology annotation, biological process: signal transduction; osteoblast differentiation. The transcript is spliced from 3 exons. Gene Ontology annotation, cellular component: Golgi apparatus. The coding region runs from base 395 to 1774 and encodes 459 amino acids. The record is from RefSeq and is a predicted model, not a curated record. Lineage: Eukaryota; Metazoa; Chordata; Actinopteri; Esociformes; Esocidae.
UACAAUUCUCAAAACACAUGAUGUCACCAGCUACCCUUCAGCUCGGUUCCUGCAUCCCAGAUUUGCAGCAUGAUUCCUUGUCUCCUCCCACCCUCUGCUGCUUGUAUAAAUACCCCCCACACAGCGGGAUCUAACUCCAAGACCAACAGACAUAGAUCACAUAGACUGACAAGUGACAAAUCAAACUCAGCCAAAACCAAAGAAGAAACUAAAGACAAAAAAGAAACCUCACAAAUUAAUGUGUGAAAUAAAGAGACUGAACUACCAAAAAACGGUUUCCUCAGGUCCUCAGAUCCACCAGGACAGAGAAGACAAGGUGAGAAGAAGGACUCCUGAAGGACCUAGGCAGUGAUCCACCCUGAGACCCAAGCAGCCAAUCCAGUGGUCCUCUAGAAUGUGGCUGGAUUUAGCCUUGUGUCUGUCCUGCCUGGUGCUGUCUGCCCAUGGCCAGGACAGAGCACCUCUGCCUCACUCCAGCAACCACACAGGGAAAUGCCUGUACACCUUCAUGGUGGACAACCCUGCCCAGGCCAGCUGCCCCGGAGCAACCGGAGAUCCUGAGAUGGAGGGGGUAAAGUCUCGUCUCACCCUGCUGGAGGCCCUGGUCAACCGGCUGCUGGGGGACAAGGGAGCGGGCGGAGAAGGGGCAAGGCCUGGGGGCGACAAGACCACCCAAGCGGCAUGCUUCCAAGCCAUGGGAGAGAAGAGCCAGCUUCAGGAGGACAAGAAGCAGCUGAACCGGAAGGUGCAGGAGCUCCAGAAAAGGGUGGAUAAGCUGAGUCUGGAGGCUGAGACACUGAAACAGAGACCCUGCCACCAGCCCCAGGCUGCUGGAGUAGGACUCCAACUGCAUGAGUUCAACCAGAGAGCAGCCAGCAACCCCAGCGUUACUGCCUACCAGGAGAUGAAGGCAGAGGUGACGGAGAUCCCAGCUUCCCGUCUCAUCCAAGAAGCUGGGCAAAACAACAAAGGAUGUGGAGAGCUGGUGUCUUUGGGGGAACCUGUCCUGCACCGGAAGGCUGACAGCAUCAACGGGAAGUACGGGGUGUGGCUGCAGGACCCUGAGGCCGUGGGCGGUACGUACAGCAACAGGACGGUGUGGCGCAUCGACACAGUGGGCAACGACGUGCGUCAGCUGUUUGCCUACGAGGACAUGGAGCAGUUCGCCAAGGGCUUCCCCAUGAAGGUGCUGGUGCUGCCGGAGGCCGUGGAAAGUACGGGCGCCACGCUGUACCGCGGCUCCCUCUACUACCAGCGACGACGCAGUCGUACCCUGCUCCGCUAUGACCUGACCUCAGAGAGCGUGGCGGCUCGCCUGGAGCUCCCCCACGCUGGCUUCCACGGCCAGCACCCGUACUCCUGGGGAGGCUACACAGACGUCGACCUGGCAGUGGACGAGCAGGGUCUCUGGGCCAUCUACAGCACCAGCAAGGCCAAGGGCGCCAUAGUGGUGUCUCGGCUGGACCCUGAGAGUAUGGAGGUGAAGAGGAGCUGGGAAACCAAGAUCAGAAAGAACACAGUGGCUAACGCCUUCAUGAUCUGCGGUCGUCUCUACACGGUGGCCAGCUACACCGCUCCAGACACCACCAUCAACCACAUGUUCGAUACGGCCAUCGGCAAAGGCAGAGCCAUGGCCGUGCCCUUUAAGAACCGCUACCGCUACAACAGCAUGGUGGAUUACAACCCUGCUGAGAGGAAGCUCUAUGCCUGGGAUAACUUCCACAUGAUAACCUACGACGUCAGGUUGGGGAGUCCAAGCAGUACCAGCCAAUAGAGAAGUCUGGCCACAGAUGAGGGAUUGGGUUGGUUUUCUACGCUGUUGUUAUAAUAUUAUGAACCAAAAACAUUAGUAACAGCUUUACAAUAAGAUCCUAGCAAUGAUUCUGCAUUGUUCUUCUGGAACAUUUGUUUUCUUCUGACAAUGUAAAUAGAAUAAAUAUUUCAAUAAAACAAGUGGAAGGAGAUUUUUAUGUGAUAGGACUUCUACUGUAAAUGAUAGGGCUUCCUAUAUGAUAGGUAUUUUAUAUGUUAUGGGACUUCUAUAUAAUUUCACAUUCUAUAUGAUAUGACUUACAUAUUAUAGGAUUUUCUA